CCACCUAAAAAGGAAAUGUUCAAAAAGUUCACAUGCUUUGAAUAAACCCUCGGCCUCCUCCUCCUCCUCCCACCGCAGAAACCGCAGUUCAUCGAUUUAGCUCUGAAGAGAAGCACCGGGAGUAGAAAUCCAAUCGAAUGGCGAAUGCUGCCGACGUAGAUGCGCUGGAUUUUGAGCCUGAUGACGAUGAUCUCAUGGACGAAGAUGCCGCUGUUGACGUCGACGCCUCUUCUCCGAGAACUUCCACUCCAAUCCCUAAGCUUAAAUCGGCCAUCACUGGUGGCGCUGUCACCGUUGCUUCUUCUAUUCCUAAGAAAACUAAAGGACGUGGAUUCCGUGAAGAAACCGAUGCCGAACGUAAUAAUCGUAUGUCUGGUCGUUUUGAUUCUCUCGAUUCAGAUGGCGGCCCCGGUCCUGAACGAUCAAUUGAAGGGUGGAUUAUUCUGGUUACUGGAGUACAUGAAGAAGCCCAAGAGGAUGACUUGCAAAAUGCAUUUGGGGAGUAUGGGGAGAUUAAGAACUUGCAUUUAAAUCUUGAUCGCCGGACUGGUUUUGUUAAGGGCUAUGCGCUGAUUGAAUAUGAAAACUUUGAGGAAGCGGAGAAAGCCAUAGCUGCAAUGGAUGGAGGUGAACUGCUGACUCAAACAGUCAAUGUUGAUUGGGCAUUCAGCAAAGGUCCUUUUAGAAGGAGAAACAAUAGGAGGAGAUCACCUCGUGGGCAUCGGUCAAGAAGUCCAAGGAGGAGAUUUUGAUGUGGUAUAAUACCCUUGAAUCAACGGUGUGGGCGGACUUGUUUAUGUUUAGGUUGAAGGGAGUAAGUUUAACUUGUCUAAUCACAUUUUCAAUCUUAUUUGAUUUGCUUUUGCUCGUUUGAGUGUUACUUUGAAGGCCGUUCAGUUGUGUAUCCGAAGGUUUAGCUUAUCAUUGUGUAUGGUAUGAACUGUGAAGACAAAGUCAUUGUUCUGCAUUUUGUAACCGAGUUUGGCGUUUUACAUCUUUCGAACAUAAGAUUGGAUGUUUUUGGUGUCUUU
Molecule: messenger RNA, 1031 nt
Organism: Cynara cardunculus var. scolymus (artichoke)
Lineage: Eukaryota; Viridiplantae; Streptophyta; Magnoliopsida; Asterales; Asteraceae
Product: RNA-binding protein Y14A-like
Exons: 4
Coding region: 138-752 (204 amino acids)
Biological process (GO): RNA splicing
Cellular component (GO): nucleus; cytoplasm; exon-exon junction complex
Molecular function (GO): mRNA binding
Source: RefSeq, a predicted model, not a curated record